AGGCCUAGUCCGCUGGGGGCACAGAGAGUGGAUGGUGGCUGCCAAAUGGGAGGAUGGAGACAGGAAUAAAACAUGGCCAGAGGGGGCACCUGUUAAGCGCCAACAACAGCUGUGUGUUUAGGGGCUCCUGGCCUAGUCCUAUUCAACGGUCCGCCAUGCAUCCGGGUUCAAAAGCCUGGCAUGCCAUAAUCCAAGUGGAGCUAAAGAAGCAAAGAGACGCCGGGCGUCGGUUAUUUACAGGCUGCUUUGGGCCUAGCGCCAGGGUUCCCAACGUGGGGCGCAUGCCCCACCACCGGGGGGGGGGCAAUUUGAUUUGUAAGGGGGGCAAUUCGAGAACGAGUUAGACCAAGUGAAGGGCCUGUUAGGCUUCCUCCAGGUCUGCCCCUGCUUGUUACCAUGGCGAAUAUGGGAUUCUUCGAACUGCUGACGAAGAAGAAGGAGCUGAUUCCUCUGAUUGGAUUUGUGGGAUCUGCUGGAUGCUUCGCAAUCUAUUCCAGCUGGCACUCUCUGAGAAAACCUGAUGUAGUUUUUAAUAAGUCUGGCAACCAAGAACCAUGGCAAGAUGUGGAUUUUACCAAGCCCCAGAAGCAUAUAACGUUAAACCAGCAAUGGAAGCCCAUAGAAGAGCUGGAGAAAGUAAGAAAAAUAACAAAGGGAUGAUAUGUCAUUGCUUUGAAGCAUGGAGUUCAGUGAGCUAUAUUCUAUCCAUUUGUGAACUUUAAAAAGAGUCGGCUUAUUUUUCUCUGAAAUAAUACUGUAAUUUACAUUUUCAAUAAACUUGGAGUUUCAGUUUAAA
This is a messenger RNA of Podarcis raffonei (Aeolian wall lizard), 796 nucleotides long. It is a transcript of the gene COXFA4L3, whose product is annotated as chromosome 14 C15orf48 homolog. The record is from RefSeq and is a predicted model, not a curated record. The transcript is spliced from 5 exons. The coding region runs from base 397 to 660 and encodes 87 amino acids. Lineage: Eukaryota; Metazoa; Chordata; Lepidosauria; Squamata; Lacertidae.